UUCGAGUCCCAAGUCAUGCGUUUCGUAGCUGAAGAAAAAGUAAAAAAUACGAAGACACGAAAAAAGAAAGGUCCGAAGAAGACACGAGAGACUGAAAACCUGUCUCUCUCUCUCUCUCUCUCUCACCUAUUACCUUUCUCCCAUCUGCAAACGCCUUACCGUGAGCCGCACGUACGCUGCAUCGGAGACGUUCAUCACCAGGACCCAGUGGUUACUUUUACCAUGACGAGUGUGGGCCAAUGGGAUCAAGCAUACAAUUUAUCGUCCGACGAUUCCUCAACCUCAGAUAUGGAAGAAGAUGAUGGGGCUGGGAACAUGAUGACAAACAAUAAAAAUACUGUUGUUAGAUCAGUAAAAGAUGUUCUCUCAGAAGAUGCAGCGAUCAGAAGAGCUGAGAUGUAUCAGGAAUACAUGAAACACGUCCCCAUCCCCAAUCGACGUGGGUCACUCAUCCCAUUUAAAACAUGGCAGGGAUUGGCUAAAUCUCUAAAGCAGUUGUAUGGGCAGCCCUUGCAUUACCUCACCAAUAUCCUCUUAAAACAGUGGGACCAGGCGAGGUUUGGGACUGAGGAUGAACAUCAGCCGCUGGAUACCAUCAUCCAUCCUUUGAAGGCUGAAGCUACCAUCUGGCUCAUGGAAGAAGUUCACAGGCUUACCUCUUCUCAUCACCAUCUGGCUGAGCUGUGGGCUUCAGACCCAAUGCACCAUGCUUUUGUUGAUCCAAUCUUCCCACGGAUGUGAGGCCCAUCCCCACGAAGUUGCUUAUUUCUGUACACUAGCAUUUUCAUGAUGUUUUGGAGAUACGGAUUUAGUGGUGUCUCUCUCUUAGAUGCGAGGUUUGUUAAGCCCACAUUUGUGGAGCAGUCGGGUGUGGGGGACAACCAUGAAAUGCAUCAGGUGGGCCACGCUGUGUAGUUUCAAGAAAUAGGCAAGUCCACUCAUUUAAGUUGGCCAUGCAUGUAUCUUUAGUUAGACCAUUGGCAAUUUUCUUGUACCUUGUCUGCUGUUUUCCAGGAUGGCACAUCCACACACUGAGGCAUGGGUGGGCAAGGAACAUACGGCACAGUUGCCACGUUUCCAGAACAAGUGAGUAGCGUGAAUGUUUAGAUACUUUGGACUCCACUCAGUGUAUAACUAGAGCUAUUUCCACGCUUAACUUGUGAAUUUGGUGAAUUUUUCUACUAAACAUAAAUCAGAAUGUUGGGAUCA
Magnolia sinica is the source of this 1209-nucleotide messenger RNA. Its product is annotated as protein RDM1. The record is from RefSeq and is a predicted model, not a curated record. The transcript is spliced from 4 exons. NCBI's taxonomy places the organism in Eukaryota, Viridiplantae, Streptophyta, Magnoliopsida, Magnoliales, Magnoliaceae. Gene Ontology annotation, cellular component: RNA polymerase V complex; nucleus. The coding region runs from base 16 to 741 and encodes 241 amino acids.